This is a messenger RNA of Hyaloscypha bicolor E, 2935 nucleotides long. RefSeq lists its product as uncharacterized. Lineage: Eukaryota; Fungi; Ascomycota; Leotiomycetes; Helotiales; Hyaloscyphaceae. The transcript has 2 exons. Gene Ontology annotation, molecular function: crossover junction DNA endonuclease activity; 5'-flap endonuclease activity. The coding region runs from base 124 to 2847 and encodes 907 amino acids. The record is from RefSeq and is a predicted model, not a curated record.
UCGACACUGCAUACUUUACUUUCUAUCACUUUGGAUCGCUAAUAACAGUGCAUAGAGAUGAAUCUGUUCUCCGUCUGCGCAUAGUGCGUUGGCUACUGGCAAGUAGUUUUGGAUGUUGACAUCAUGGGUAUCAAAGGCAUCUACGGAGAGAUUGGGCCAGGAGAAAGAGUUGCCUUGUCCAAGCUAUCUAUUGAGAAGUUUGAGCAGACUGGGCGACCUCUCAGGGUUGCAAUCGAUGUCUCAAUCUGGCAAUUUCAGACCCAGGCCGGCCAAGGAGGAUCCAACCCGGCAAUCCGGACUUUCUAUUAUCGCCUUCUUCGCCUCCUUUCAACAUCAAUACAACCAUUGUUCAUCUUUGAUGGACCGCAUAAGCCCCCCUUCAAGCGCAACAAGCGUACUGGCCAACAUGGGGCAAUGGUACCAAAUUUGUUGACAAAACAAUUAUUAAAGUUAUUCGGCUUUCCCUUCUACAUGGCCCCUGGAGAAGCGGAAGCUGAAUGUGCCUUGUUACAGAGGGAAAGGAUUGUGGACGCCGUCCUCAGCGAAGAUGUCGACACUCUCAUGUUUGGCUGUGGACGAACCCUUCGCAAUUGGUCUCCUGAAGGUUCCAGAGGCAAUAAAUCCCCAACCCAUGUAUCCGUCUAUGAUGCGAAGGCGACUAAAGAAGGUAAAGCGGCACUUGACAGAGAAGGAAUGAUCUUGAUAGCUCUCAUGAGCGGUGGUGACUAUAUCACGGAAGGUAUACCUGGUUGUGGCAUCAAGGUAGCCUGCGAGGCUGCCAGGGCGGGCUACGGGAAGUCUCUAUGCAAAAUUUCGAGAUCAGAUGCCGACGGGUUGGAAGCUUGGCGUGAUAAUUUGGCCCAUGAAAUUAAGACGAACGAGAGCAAGCAUUUUAGGGUCAAGCACAAGACCUUGAGAAUUCCAGAUGAUUUCCCAAACAAGGAGGUACUUGGAUACUACACGCACCCUGUUGUCUCCUCUGCUUCCAAAAUCCAAAAGCUGAAGGAAGAGAUCGGAUGGGACGGCGAAGUUGAUGUUCCAGGCCUUCGACUUUUCGUUGCGGAGGCUUUCGAUUGGGUUCACAAAAACGGAGCCAAAAAGUUUAUUCGAGGUCUAGCUCCCGCGAUACUGGUACAAAAACUUCGUAGCCGUAGUGGUCGGAGAGAUUCUGAGUACGGAGAUGUUGUGCUGACAGCCAUGAACGAGAUGGAACUGGUUCGAGUUAUUUGCGGCAAGAGGAACCAUUUCAGCACAGAUGGAAUAUCCGAAUUGAGGGUGAUCUACCACCCAGCUGAGAUUAUGGGGCUAGAUUUGGAUGCCGAAGAGGACGAUAGCGGAGACUAUGGAAGGGACGGUCUUGCACCAGUCAACGAUGAUGAUCAGAUAGAGGAGUAUGUGUCAGAGGAUGCAGCGUCGAGAUCCAGAUCAACAAGUCCGACCAAAAGAGCUGCUUCUGUCUAUGACCCCACCCAACCAGAUAAAACAUGGAUACCAGAGAGCCUUGCAAAGGUUGGAAUACCCUUGAAAGUGGAGGAUUACGAAGAGUCCCUUCGGGAUCCAAGAAAGUUCAUCAAAGCGAAAGCCGCUGCCAAGAAAGCAGCUACGAAGAAGAAGGAUGGGAUGCCGAAAGGCGCCGUGGAUCGAUUCGUCAAGGUUACAAAAUCUGUCGAUGAAAGUGGAAAGGAAAACGAGCAUGCAGGCCCUUUCAAAUCAUCUGAAAAAGUUCUUCCAUCCAGUCAGCCUGCUUUGCGUCCAGUCUAUCUGGCUCCUACUCUGGAGAAGCCCUCGUAUUCGCAACUAGCUCCCACAACAACAUCAAGUAGGACCCUGAAAGCUACCUUGAGAGCUACAAGAUCAUCAGCUGGUUCUGGUACCCACGCCGCCCCCACCAAGUCUACAGCGACAAAGUCGACCAGAAGUAAGAAGGCAAUUUCACAGAAGCCAGCUCCCAACACGAACCCCUGGACAAUAGCCGCCUCAUCUCCACAAUCCAACCCCGGAGUUCACAAACCCAUCAGCCAACAUCCAGAAUCCGGCAGCCCACUGAAAUUCAAGCGGACCGCCAUCUACAUUGACUCAAGCCCUCCUGUGCCCGCUUCGUCGGCGCCAUCAGGUCUGGAAUCCCCCUCGUCGCCAAGAAAACACCAACACUCUCCUACUCCGCCAUUAGACUACGAUGCCGAACCAGAACUCCCACCCACAAUCCGCCUCACCCGUGGUUCUCACACCUCCACAGAAGAAUUUGGAACACCAACUAAGAACACCAAAGACAUCGAUCGCCCCUCGCCGAAAAAGGAGAUCUCACCAGAUUUAUCUGAAAGACGAGGCUCGGCAUGUAGGAGAAGCAUAUCAGAACCGCCGGGGCCUGAAUCUGUAGCUCAGAAGCUAGACUUCACUGACUUGGGAUCUCACAUUUAUGAAAAGGAGAUCGAAAGGUGGCAGUCCUUCCGGACUUCUGUUAGCCAGAAGGUAGAGGACCCUUUUCAGUUUGAGUUGGCUUCUUGUGACAAGUCUGCAGCUGAUUUACUUGAUCUUCCGAGAGCGAAGGAUUGGCUUCCAACAUUGCCUAGCACUUUCGUUUUGGUCCCUGCAAGAGCAAAAGAAGCAGAAGUCAUUGACCUCGCCUCCUCUCCUGCUUCCAGAGCUGUCCCGGCAAUCGAGACUGGCGAGAGAGGCGAGAUGGCAAGCCCACCGAAGCCAAAGCCAAAGCCAAAGAAAUACACCAUGGUGCGGGAGAGCACAGACGGUACAUUCUGGGAAGGAGUUGACGAGGAGAAAUUCCAGCGCCGGAGUAAUGUUUACAGAUACUCGCAGGUUGAGGUUCUGGAUUUGACUAGUGAUGACUGAGUUGGGUUCUUCAGUGUCCAGACUUUUUGGACAUCUUUGUUAUUUGGAAUUUUGUAAUACAAUUCAAUAGAUAAACUUGACUUGAAGC